Messenger RNA from Acanthosepion pharaonis, 480 nucleotides. NCBI's taxonomy places the organism in Eukaryota, Metazoa, Mollusca, Cephalopoda, Sepiida, Sepiidae. The record is from the annotation of a GenBank genome assembly.
AUGUUUUCCUUUAUUCCCCUUUCUCGCCAAAGUCUUCAUUAUUUCAGUUUUCUUUCCUUUCAUCUCCUUUCCUUAUUUUCUGUCUAUCUCUUAUCCAGCAUCAAGUUCCCUCCUCUUUAUUCCAACGCAUAUCUACCCAAAUUGAUUUUCCGCUUUUGUUCAGACUCUUUUUUCUCUCACUUACUUUUCCUUACACCGUUUUCCACUUUUUCAUUCUGUCAUCUUCUCUUCGUUUCAUUCACUUCAUAUUUUUACAUCACCUCCCUUCCCACAUUACUCUGCUUUCCUUUCUUUUACUUAUCUCCCCUUCUUUUGCUUUGUUUCGUUUCCGUUCUUUUAAUUAUCUCCCCUUCUUUUUUGUUUACAUCUAUUUCAUCUCCAUUUUCUCCCGAUGUUUCUCUCUUUCUCGAUAUUCUUGUCAUAUCUAUCUAUCUAUCUAUCUAUCUAUCUAUCUAUCUAUCUAUCUAUCAAAUUGUUUAG